GUGGGGAUUGUGACGUAUGCAUGUUCUCAAUAAGGAAGUUGGAGAGCCCCGGUAGUUCCCCUUAACUUUAACACAACCAAAUGACAGUUUCUAACAAACCUGAACAUUUUGCUGUCAAACGGUUUAUAGACUAAACAUUUCCUACUUUGCGUCUCUGGGGUUGAAAUUAUAUUAAUACAUUUUUACGGGAGCAAGUUUCUCACCGGAAGCGGCGACGAACAGAGCAAAAGAGAUGAUGGACGUGACUCACCUGACGGAAGAUGAAAUGGCUGAAAUAAAGAAAGAAGCCAUAGAGAGAUUGCGGCCAUACCUGGUUGAUAAGAUCAUUGCAGAGCGGCAUUUCGAUUACUUGCGCUCGAAGAAAAUCCUGACCCGAGAGGACACAGAGGAGAUCAGCUGCAGGACCACAAGAGGAAAACGGACCAGCAAGCUCCUGGACAUCCUCGCAGAAAACCCACGAGGUUUAGACAUGCUCAUUGAGUCGAUUAAAUGGGGCCGGACGCUCAAUUUCAUCAUCGCAAAGAUUACAGACGAGGUGCAGCGUGUGAAAAAUGAACGUCUGGAAGCUCUAAAAGCAGCUGGAUCUUCGGCCAGCUCCGUCUAUACCGGCACGAAAACAGCCACAAAUGACCUCUCCAAGACGGACAUGGACUAUGACAAAUACUCCACCAUGUGUUACCACCCUGAGGGGGAAGCAAGUCCGUCCUGUUCGGUUUCCACGGGAUCCUUAAAUCUGCGCUACGGAUCCGGCCGAGGGAAUGAAGCUUUGUCGGGCUGUGGAGGUACUGCGAGUAUGAAUGUAUCCUCUACAACAUCAUCAUGCCUGCCCAAACCUGGUGACCCUGGAGCUCCGCCACUUCCAGAUGAGUCGGAUCCUGAAGUUCAAGAUAUAGACACCGGGGUCUGUGGGAGUACGGGAAGUAGCAGCGAUGUGAAUUUCCAGCCGUUACGCUCCCGUUCUCUGUCUCCACACGUGCCGUAACGUAACUUUACACCCUAGUCACCUACUGUACAUUCAAUUCAGUGUGAGAUUCUGAACAUUCGCCAAAACAAACGUUUUUUAAUGUCAUCAUUUAAAGCAUCACCAUUAUCAUGAUUAUACCAAACCUGAGUUGAAGGGUUCAUUCAGGAUUUUCAAAAUAACAUGUGUACCCUAUUAAAAAAAAAUAUUAUUCAAAAAUGAGUCCCACGCUCUCAGUGGGGCAGUAUCCUUUAAAAAGGGUCCUAUACCAUUUAGGUACAGAUAUGUAUACAUUUGGAACACACAUAUAUACCUUGUGAGGUACUAAUAUAAACUCUUUUGGUGCAAAUGUGUUUUUUAAUAAAGGGUUCCAGCUAGGGACCAUUUUUGACCAUUUUUUUCUGACAGUGUAGCAAUAAAAAUAUGGGCAUUUAUUUUUUUCUCUUAUUUGAGGACUCAAUUAUAUAAUAUUUUUGUAAUUGUAGGUCUUUAUGUACAGUAUGCAUACAGGUAUGUCUAAAGGGGUCAUUCUACAGAAAAGGUGGAAUUCGGGUGAUGGAAAUCUGCUUAAAAACUUCUUUCAACAUACCCAAAACUUCUCUAACAGCAUUCAUUAACUUGUCAAAUCUAUGAAUCCGCAAAAUGGGGAGCUUAAUCUACGUUUAACUUUUUUAAUAAAUUUUAAUAAAGAAUCCAUGACAUUGUAUCUACAAUACCUGACAAAAUGAGAAUAUAAUAAAAGAUAAUGAAUAUGAUAAAACUUACAAACUUAAA
Misgurnus anguillicaudatus (oriental weatherfish) is the source of this 1735-nucleotide messenger RNA. It is a transcript of the gene bcl10, whose product is annotated as BCL10 immune signaling adaptor. Gene Ontology annotation, biological process: adaptive immune response; positive regulation of extrinsic apoptotic signaling pathway; apoptotic process. Lineage: Eukaryota; Metazoa; Chordata; Actinopteri; Cypriniformes; Cobitidae. Gene Ontology annotation, molecular function: NF-kappaB binding; kinase activator activity; protein kinase B binding. The record is from RefSeq and is a predicted model, not a curated record. Gene Ontology annotation, cellular component: CBM complex; cytosol.